Messenger RNA from Raphanus sativus (radish), 1198 nucleotides. Its product is annotated as RING-H2 finger protein ATL22-like. Bases 33 to 1136 code for a protein of 367 amino acids. The transcript is spliced from 2 exons. The record is from RefSeq and is a predicted model, not a curated record. Gene Ontology annotation, molecular function: polysaccharide binding. Lineage: Eukaryota; Viridiplantae; Streptophyta; Magnoliopsida; Brassicales; Brassicaceae.
CUUCUACCUAUCCCUUAGUGCCAUGCCACAUUAUGUCCUUCUCAAAACAAACCCCUCUCCUUCUCCUCCUCCUCAUCUUCCCUCUUCUAAACGCCUCACACCCAAAUCCUUGCUACAAUUCUACAUGUGGAAGAGGGAAGAUAGACGUCCGUUUCCCUUUCUGGCUAUCCUCCAAGCAACCUGAGUCAUGUGGUGACACAGGAUUCAAACUCGUAUGCACUGACCGCAAUGAGACAGCCUUGGAGCUUCCUAACUCCAAACCAUUCCUAGUCCAAGGGAUCGAUUAUAGAAGGCAGCGAAUUCGACUCAGCGACCCGGAUAGUUGCUUGGCCAGACAGCUCCUCAGCUUUGAUGCUUCAGGGUCUCCUUUUUCUCUGUUUCUUCCUCGUAGCUACAGUGUUUUGAUCUGUCCUAAGGACGAGAAAGUCUCACCAUCUUUCAGAUCCAUCCAUUGCCUUGGUAAUUCCACUUCCUCCUUCUUUGUCACGGAGUCGGAACAGGUCAGUUUGAUGCCGUCUUCUUGUCAUGUCUUUAAGACGUUACAUCUUCCGUUUUCAUUCCAUGGUGACAUCAACUAUCAAGACCUGUGGCUCAAAUGGGACACACCGGAUUGCAGAUAUUGUGAGAGGAGUGGUUCAAGUUGUGGGUUUAUAAACAAUACCACACGUCAAGUCCAAUGCUUAAGUUCUGUAAAUUCAGGACUUCACAACAAAAGCUUACAAGUACUAAAGAUAAUCUGCCUCUCUCUAAUGGGACCAUUCAUCGCCCUGACCUUCUGCGUCGCUCUUGUCCUUAGUAGUUCCGAGAGAGUCUCUUCCCAGAUACAACACGCCAUGGCCGUAACACCGGAGCCAGCAAGCGACGUCCAAGUCAUCACGAGGACGGGUCUCGAUGAGUCUACGAUUGAGUCUUACAAGAAAGUUGAGUUAGGUGAGAGUAGGAGGCUCCCGACCGGGUCAAACGAUGUUGUGUGUUCCAUUUGUUUGUCGGAAUACGCAACCAAAGAGACCGUUAGGUGCUUACCCGAAUGUGAGCAUUGUUUCCAUGCUGAAUGCAUCGAUGCGUGGCUCAAGUUGCAUAGUUCGUGUCCGGUUUGUCGGAGCAAUCCCUCUCCCGCACGUGAAGGGUGCAACUAACUUUGCAAUAUAUGAAUUAACUCUGUUUAACGUACAGCAUGUAUAUAUAAUUUGGAUUUCUU